This is a messenger RNA of Amphimedon queenslandica, 1587 nucleotides long. Its product is annotated as acidic mammalian chitinase-like. Gene Ontology annotation, cellular component: extracellular region. The transcript has 5 exons. The record is from RefSeq and is a predicted model, not a curated record. Gene Ontology annotation, molecular function: chitin binding; chitinase activity. The coding region runs from base 57 to 1487 and encodes 476 amino acids. Gene Ontology annotation, biological process: carbohydrate metabolic process; chitin catabolic process. NCBI's taxonomy places the organism in Eukaryota, Metazoa, Porifera, Demospongiae, Haplosclerida, Niphatidae.
GAUUCCAAUCGCAUUGUCAGUUUUGCCGUAGGUUUUGCAAACUUGCUAAGAAGAAAAUGAAGACUCUGGUAGCAUUUAUCUUGUUCCUGUACGUAUGCAAAAGCAGUCAACUGCAGGAAAAUUCAACUAAAAGAGUGAUGGGUGCUUACUUUGCAAACUGGGCUCAGUACCACACCAAGCCCUACACUUACACGCCAGAGAAACUUGCACCUAUCAUCGGAAAGGUCGACCAGUUGAUGUACUCAUUUCUCUAUUUCGAUGACAACACGUACAAUGUGCGACUCAUUGAACCGAAAGACCCGGAAUUCAUCAAGACCAUCACUGGCUACAAGUCCUCCAAUCCUAACUUGAAGGUCAUUGCAUCAAUUGGAGGUUGGAAUUUCCCUUCUGCUCUGUUCAGUAAAAUGAUGAGCAGCUCUGAGUCUCGCAGUGCUUUCAUUAAAUCACUGAAGGACACACUUGAGAAAUAUCAAUUUGACGGUGUUGAUAUUGAUUGGGAGUAUCCAUGCAGCUCACCCCGUACAGAUUAUGUGAAGUACACGUGUGCGGAUAUUAAGGACUCUCAUGAUGCAGGUGGUAAAUGUCCCGACGAUACAAACAACCUUUUAAUGUUUGUCAAAGAACUCCGUCAGUCGUUGGGUUCAGAUGCAUUUAUUAGUUUUGCUAGUCCAGGAUCAAAGGAUAAGUGGGAGAAAUGGGAUCUCAAAACAAUGUCAAGCUACGUUGAUUACUGGCACGUGAUGACGUAUGAUUACACAGUGUCUGAUAUUAAAAACUCGUCUGUAACAGCACCUAAUGCUCCUCUCUAUACUCCAACAGAUACUAAUGGUGUUGUUCAAUGGAGCAUUGACUACACUAUAACUGGCUAUCUUGCGGCUGGCGUCCCUGCUAAUAAAAUAAUGCUGGGUAUACCUCUGUAUGGGCAUACAUGGUAUAUCCCAAAUAUAAAAGGUGAUGAGUGGCAGAGCUAUGGAUUGAAUGCAUCCAUUCAAGGUGAUUGCUGUGGUUCGUUCAAAAGUACAUACGGUGCACUAUAUGGGAAAGGCUCUCAAUUAUGCGGUACAUAUAUGUACAGUGAAAUAGUUGCUGCUGGCCCAUUAUAUUACUUUGAUACAAAGACAAAAACUGCAAUAGCAUACAUGGCUAAAGACUCACAAGAUGGUUGGACUAAAGCUGGUACAUGGUUUACGUACAAUGACAAGAACUCCAUUGAUGCAAUAGCAAAAUACGUUGGUGAGAAGAAUCUAGGAGGUGCCUUUAUAUUUGACACAUCAGAAGAUUCCCUGAGCUAUGAGACAGGGGAGUUCACCUAUACACUCAUGUCAGCUCUUGCUACUGGCCUUAAGGGAGGAGGAGGAAAUGAGGGACAGAAGAAUUUUUGUGCUCCAUCUCCUUCUAGCCAAUGCAAUGUUUGUCAGAAGUGUUGUAAGAACUACCUUACCAUUCAGCGUGAUUGUGAUGCUUGCGUUGUUAUUAACUGCCCAUAACUAUGCCAAUAGUUAAUUUGGUAAACUAUAUUUUUCUCUUUCUAGAAGUAUGUGUGCUUAUAUUUUUUGUGUGCUUUUAUAAUGAGUUAAUUUAGAAAAA